UGUUUCUUGAAUUCACGUGACGAUAGUAGGCUAGGCAAUUAGGUAUUAAAGAUGUUCUUUGCUUAUAUUUUUGGAGGGGCCCUGCUCUUAGUUUUUACCCUUUGGUACAAGUUUGCUUAUGCCCCGUAUCAAGUGUUUAAGAAGGUUGGUUUGACUUCUCCUCCAACUGUACCUUUCUUUGGAAAUAGUUUGGACAUAUUUAAGCUGACUGACACAGUUGCAGUAGAGAAAUGGAUGAGAAUACAUGGCAAAGUAUUUGGGUAUUAUUUUGGUGCCAAAGCUUUUAUUGUCGUUCUUGAUCUCGAAAUGUUGAAAGAAAUCACAAUUAAACAGUUUGAUAACUUUACUGAGAGAAGAAAAGAGGAUUCUGGUUUCUUCUAUGUGUUAAGAAAAAAGGCCAAUAUAGCUACUGGCCUUUUACUUAUGGAUAAGAAAAAUUGGAAGAGGGUGAGGCCAAUAACUAGCCCUACAUUUUCAGCUAAGAAAAUGAGAAUGAUGGUUCCUCUUAUUGAGAAGAGCUGUCACACAUUGGAUGAGGUAUUUAGUGACAUAAGUACUAAAGGCAAUAGUACCGAACUCUUUAGAAUAUUUGGUCAUUUUACAAUGGAGGUUAUUCUAGCGACUGCUUUUGGUUGUCAAGUGAAUAUUCUUAAAGGAGAAGGAAACUCUUUAACUGAAGCUGCUGCAGGGAUAUUCUCUGGCACUGCCAUUACAGGAUUGAGUGAAUUAUUAUGCUCCCAAAUUCCUUUCUCAGAAAAAUUGUUUGAGUUGUUUUUUUCAAAUGGAUCGAAGAUAACUCAGGAUUUUGCAACUCUUAAAAGUGUUGCGAUGGAAGUGAUUGAACAGAGAAGGCAACAGUCAUCUGAAGCAUCUGAAAAUAAAAAUGUUGACUUUCUUCAGCUUUUAAUGGAAGCUAGAGCAGAUGAUGAUACUGGGGAAUUAGGACCUGGUUCCAAGCAGUUGACAGAUGAUGAAAUAAUAGCUCUCUGUACAACGUUUUUAUUAGCUGGAUAUGAGACAACCAGUAACCUACUGGCCUUUACAGCAUAUCUUCUAGCAAUGAACCCUGAUAAACAAGAGAAACUGAUUCAAGAAAUUGAUAAAUAUUAUCAAGAUCAUAAAGAGUCUUCUUUGUAUGAUGCUGCACACAGUGUGGAGUAUUUAGACUGGGUAUUACAUGAGUCACUGAGGGUAUAUCCACCUGCACCAAGGACUUUCAGAAUAUGUGAAAACACUUGUACAAUCAAUGGAGUCACUAUACCUGCUGGUUGUUACAUCGUGAUACCCAUUCAGGUCCUCCAUCAGUCAGUUGAACAUUGGGAACAGCCUGAGCUCUUUAGACCAGAAAGGUUUAGUCCUAAUGAGAAGGAGUCACAUCAUCCAAUGUGUUAUAUGCCAUUUGGUGCUGGUCCUCGUAAUUGUAUUGGUAUGAGGUUUGCAUUGAUGGAAGCUAAAAUGUGUCUGAUGAAUUUAUUGAGGAAAUACAAGUUUGAGAGAGCACCAGACACACAAGUUCCAUUAAAAACUCGUAUUGGCGUUACACAGUCACCAGCUGAUGGAAUAUUUCUAAAAGUGCUACUGCAAUGAACUUUUUAAAAUUUAUAAAAACUUGGCUAUGAAUUAGAAUUUUUUGUAUAGCUAGAUCUAGGCUUUAUCUAAUAAGAUUGAUUAAUAUCCUAGGGUAUGACACAUCUAAGAGAUCAUAAUUCAUAAGAUGAUGUUGAAAUAGUA
This is a messenger RNA of Amphimedon queenslandica, 1731 nucleotides long. Its product is annotated as cytochrome P450 3A24-like. Bases 52 to 1587 code for a protein of 511 amino acids. The record is from RefSeq and is a predicted model, not a curated record. Lineage: Eukaryota; Metazoa; Porifera; Demospongiae; Haplosclerida; Niphatidae. Gene Ontology annotation, molecular function: iron ion binding; steroid hydroxylase activity; oxidoreductase activity, acting on paired donors, with incorporation or reduction of molecular oxygen. The transcript has 13 exons.